Messenger RNA from Microthlaspi erraticum, 681 nucleotides. NCBI's taxonomy places the organism in Eukaryota, Viridiplantae, Streptophyta, Magnoliopsida, Brassicales, Brassicaceae. The record is from the annotation of a GenBank genome assembly.
AUGGCAUCACGUAACGCUACCGUGAGCCUCCCACUUCCCCACUAUUCCAACCACCGCUUAAAGCUAACGUGCGCAUCACUGUCACCUCCGGUAUGGAAACAGAGCCGGCGCGUGAUCUCCGUCACCUUCCUCCUCUCCCGCUUCCUCCUCCUCCCUAACGAUGCCAUGGCUGCUGGUAGCUUAAUUGAUAAAUACGUCAAGAGGAAAAAACUUGAUCCACUUGAUGCAUAUGUACCACCAGUUAUUCUAGCUCAGCUACAAAUCCAAGAUCUUGAGAAAUUCUUGAAUGUGGAGAAACCUGAAUUCGAGGCAUGUAGAUCGGUACUACGGUCUGGUCCUGCUAGCUCAUUGCGUGUAAACAUUCGAGCAGUUGCUCAGUAUGCUUCAGAUGCUGGUAAUUCAGGAACUGCGACUGAUGAUGUUGAUCGAUGUCUAAGAGCAUUGGAAGAAAUGGAUUCGUUGUUUCUUCGUGCGUCGAGGAAGGAUCCAAAUGCAACUGUUGACCGGAUGAAGUCGCAGCUUGGAACAGCGUUGACCGCGCUGGACAGCCUUCUACAAACGGUUCCUCCUCAAGUGCUUGAUAGAGGGAAAGCUAUGGUGGAAGUCUAUAGAUCUCCACCAUCCGAACAAGAUACGGAAACUGACUCCUCUGAGAUACAGCAGCUCCAGUCUAUACUGUGA